Solanum pennellii is the source of this 612-nucleotide messenger RNA. RefSeq names its product photosystem II reaction center W protein, chloroplastic-like. Lineage: Eukaryota; Viridiplantae; Streptophyta; Magnoliopsida; Solanales; Solanaceae. The transcript has 2 exons. Gene Ontology annotation, biological process: photosynthesis. Gene Ontology annotation, cellular component: chloroplast; photosystem II. Bases 84 to 470 code for a protein of 128 amino acids. The record is from RefSeq and is a predicted model, not a curated record.
UUGUAGCAGAUGUUGUGCUAGUAUUAUUGAAGAUAAAAGAAGCUGUGUCUGAUUUUUCAUUUCUGACUGAAAAAACAAACACAAUGGCUUCCAGCAUCACUGCUUGUACCACAACCUCUUUAGCCGCCCGUGAGGCCCUCCUGCAUAAGGCAUCAGCUCUAUCCCGCCCUUCUGUUCUUGGGUUGCCAUCAAUGAGGAAGAAUGUGGGAAGGGUGAAAUGUUCAAUGGAAAGAGAGGAUUCAAAAUCAGGAAUGUGUGUAUCAUUAGUGGCAGCAACACUAUCAUUCAGCCCAACAGCAAUGGCUUUAGUGGAUGAAAGAAUGAGUACAGAAGGAACUGGGCUUCCAUUUGGGCUCAGUAAUAAUCUUCUUGGUUGGAUCCUUUUUGGAGUCUUUGGUUUGGUUUGGUCUCUUUAUACUGUUUACACUUCUAGCCUUGAUGAGGAUGAAGAUUCUGCAAUGUCCCUUUAAUUUUCAACUUCAGAUUACUAUUAAUUAUUAUGUAAACUCAUGAAUUCUAUUCUAUCAUUUCCUCUCCUACCUUCUUCCAUUGCUAAUUGUACUAUAUACAUACGAAUUACUAUUACUAAUUAUCAUUUAGUGCAUGUUAAAA